This is a messenger RNA of Onthophagus taurus, 1216 nucleotides long. The record is from RefSeq and is a predicted model, not a curated record. NCBI's taxonomy places the organism in Eukaryota, Metazoa, Arthropoda, Insecta, Coleoptera, Scarabaeidae.
AAUGCUCUUUUGGCACCAUUUCCAUUAUCUUUAUAUCUACAAACAUCAUAUUUAAAUUAUAGUGUUAAAAUUUUACAAGGUGUCAUUUUUCAAGAUGGUAAACCUCCGUUAGAGAAUCGUCAUGUUCAAUGGAUGAGAAGACUUGAAGAAGAAGCAUUAAAAAAUUUAUAUCGUUCCUUUAAAAUAAAAUUAGUUAAAGAAGACGAAACAGAACAAUGGUAUGGGUGUACUAAAAAUACAUCCCGUUGCUUUCCUCCAGUUGUUUCUUCAUUACCAUCAUAUUUAAUUGAAAAAAAAUUAACUCCUCCAUGUUGUAUGUCAAAUUUACGUAAAACCGCUUUACAUGUUUUUAAGAAUCUUGAAGAUUGUGGUAUAAGAUAUUGGUUGGAAGGCGGUAGUUUAUUGGGGGCUAUGAAACAUGGUGAUAUUCUUCCAUGGGAUUACGACGUUGAUGUAGGGGUCAAUAGGGAUGAUCUAUCUAGAUGUGUUUGGUUGGAAAGAGCGAAAUUUAAACCUGUGGUUGAUUUGAAAGGUUUUUAUUGGGAAAAAGCUGGGGAGGGGAACUAUUUUCGCGUUCAUUAUAGUAAAAAGAAUCGAAUUUUUGUGAACAUAUUUCCGUUUUAUGCUAAAAAUGGAACAAUGUCUUUAGACGGUUGGAACUUGAAUCGUAAACGAAUGGAAUUUCCCGAUCAUUUUUUGCAUCCCAUGUCGAGUAUUAGUUUUUGUGGCCGAAACGUACCGAGUCCUAAUAAUAUAAGAGAUUUUUUAGAGUUAAAGUUUGGUAGAGGGUCAAUUGAAAAUGCCCAAUAUCCUGAUUUAAAUGUUAUGCAUUUUCCGUAAAAAAAAAAUUACAUAAAGAAUAGUUUGCUCUUAGAUUUUUAGAUCGAUCUUUCGAAAAUAACGAUCUUAACAUGUGUUAUUUCCUGUGAUAAAAAAUGAAUAAUAUAAGUUACAUUUUUUGUGCCAAAACGUUCAAAUAUAUUGUGAUUUGAUCAGUAUUAUUUACUUGCUCAUUUGAAGAGAACCAUUUUUAUUGUAGGUUUUUAAAAAAAUACGCUUGUUAUUAGAGUGAAGAAAACUAUAGACGUUAUUAUCUAUAUGUCUUUAUUAAAUGUUAUUAGAUUAUAAAAAGAAAAUAUACAAAAAAUAUUUGAGUUGUAGAGUACUCUCUUGUACACUUAAUAUUGUUGUAAAUAAAAAUUAUUAUGCAGAUGAU